AACGGAAUACCUUAGCAUACCGUAAUGUUUGAAAAAUUAUCUAAUCAAAGCAAUGGGCAGAUUAUUGCUAGUCAUAUGUGGAAAAUAAAACAAUAUUCUCAUAGGGAAAUCUAGAUUAUAUCUUAAGAUUUAUCUUUAGGUUAGAUUAUUUUCUUUUUAUUUGUCUGCGGAUGGCAUCUCUUCUGUGGAGCUUGACAUUAUUUCUACGGCCGCCAUCUUGGAUGAUAGCGUGAAGAUGAUGGGAUCAGGGGGAGCACCGAUUUUAGUGCUAAAUCAAAACACAAAGAGAGAACAAGGACGUAAAGUUCAGCUCGGAAAUGUGAAGGCUGCGAAGACCAUCGCUGAUGUGAUAAGGACAUGUCUUGGGCCCAGGGCCAUGUUAAAGAUGCUGAUGGAUCCCAUGGGAGGCAUUGUAAUGACAAAUGAUGGAAAUGCAAUCCUGAGAGAGAUCACUGUACAGCAUCCUGCAGCUAAGUCUAUGAUUGAGAUUGCCCGCACACAGGAUGAGGAGGUGGGAGACGGGACCACAUCAGUCAUCAUAUUGGCUGGUGAAAUGCUAGCAGUUGCUGAGCCAUUCCUCCUGCAAGAAAUGCACCCGACCAUCAUAAUAUCGGCCUUCAGACAGGCCCUGGAGGAUAUGGUGGAGAUUCUAAGGGAAAAAGCUAGUUCUCAUUGCAGACGAAUUGAAAAUCCCAGAAUAGUUCUAUUAGACUGCUCAUUAGAAUAUAAGAAAGGAGAAAGUCAGACCAAUGUAGAAAUUACCAAGGAUACUGACUUUGGGAAAUUGCUUGAGCUUGAAGAGGAGUAUAUUCAGCAGAUCUGUGCUGAUGUGAUCCGUGUGAAGCCAGACCUGCUGUUCACAGAGAAGGGCAUCUCUGAUCUGGCACAACACUACUUAGUCAAAAAUGGCAUCACUGCCAUUAGAAGAGUCAGAAAGUCGGACAAUAACAGGAUAGCAAGAGCCACGGGAGCAACUGUAGUGAACAGGACUGAUGAACUCAAGGAGGAAGAUGUAGGAACAAAGUGCGGACUCUUUGAAGUCAAGAAGUUUGGGGAUGAGUAUUUCACAUUUCUGACCGAGUGCAAGGACCCCAAGGCAUGUACCAUCCUGCUUCGCGGGGCCAGUAAAGACAUCCUGAACGAGGUGGAGCGUAAUCUGCAGGACGCCAUGAAUGUGGCCAGGAAUGUGAUGGUGGACCCCAGGCUGGUGCCAGGAGGCGGGGCCUGUGAGAUGGCGGUGGCACAGGCACUGAACGAGAAGGCCAAGACAAUCACCGGUGUACACCAGUGGCCCUAUAGAGCCGUCUCCAAGGCAUUGGAAGUGGUGCCCAGAACCCUGAUCCAGAACUGUGGCGCCAAUACCAUUAGAACCAUCACUGCCCUUAGAGCUAAGCAUGCCAGUGAAGGCAACAUGUCAUGGGGUAUUGAUGGGGAGAAGGGAGAGCUGGUGGACAUGAAGCAGUUUGGAAUCUGGGAACCCAUGUCUGUAAAAGCACAGACAUACAAGACAGCCAUUGAGACUGCUAUAUUGUUGCUGCGUAUAGAUGACAUCGUGUCUGGCGUGAAAAAGCAGGCUGAUUUGGACAAACCUCAGGCAGGAUUUGAACCAGCACCAGAAGCACCUGAACAGUAGACAGCUGAAGUGAUGGACACCAACUUAACUGGUUUGACCGGUCACAGUGUGAGAUGUGCAGUGAUAGAGUAUCAAUAUCGGUCACAUGGCAGUUUCUUUGGAAUGAAACUUAUAUUCUACCUAGGACAAAGUGCAAACCAUUUGGAAUGUAAGGACCCAUAUUGUAUUGGUGUAUGAUCUCAAUCAUGAGCCACUUUGUGUAUUUGUAAAAGGCAGGAUGAAUAUUCGUACAGCAUCAGUAUUGAAGAUGAGAAGAAGCUGCUAAAAUGUUGGAUACGCAUAUAAUGUUUAUAGGCAAAAUUGAAUGAGAGUUUAAGAACUGUAUUAAUACACUGUGUUGAAGAAAAAAACAUUUCAUUUAAUGCAUCAGACUGGGAAUAUUCAUGUUCAAGGUGUUUUUUAUAACAAAUAUUUAUUAUAAAUUUGAAAGAAACGGAUUUGGCAUUGAAAUUACGAGAGCAUUUCUCAUAAAGCUUUACUUUUAAUAAAUGAGAUUGUGAAACUCCCUGUUAUUAAUUGUGCAAACAAUCUGUAAUUACAGUACUGAUUUUAUACAUGCAGUAUCUACCAAAUGUUUGGUUUGUGUUUGUUAGCUAGAAGCAAUUAUGUUGAAAUAUAUCCGGUACCUGGCUGUGCCUUUGUAAAAUGAU
Messenger RNA from Lingula anatina, 2283 nucleotides. RefSeq names its product T-complex protein 1 subunit gamma. Gene Ontology annotation, biological process: protein folding. Lineage: Eukaryota; Metazoa; Brachiopoda; Lingulata; Lingulida; Lingulidae. Gene Ontology annotation, molecular function: ATP-dependent protein folding chaperone; ATP hydrolysis activity; ATP binding. The record is from RefSeq and is a predicted model, not a curated record.